CGGCACCCGGUGACUGGGAAAUCCACGGGACUUUAUAUGACUAUUUCAGAGGAACUGUUCCCUCGGCUGUCAUCCUGGGCCUAUGCCUUCCUGUUUGUCGCCUCCCUGUUCCUGGUCGGCGCAGCAAUGAUGAUAUUCGUUAUAAAAAGACAUAUAGCCCGGAAAGAGUCACUACAGACAAGAAAUGGUGAGCUGAGCUCAGAAGUGGAUUGGAGGACAGCUGUGAUGAGUCCAGAGUACAUCACAUUAUCCCCCGAGACUGCCUAUCCGGAGCUGUCCAUCACUGAUGAUUUUCAAACCCUCAUAAACCAGCCUCCUCCCGAGAUACCCAUGCCAAGCAAUGCCCGCUUCGAAACUGAGCGUUGCUGCCUUGGCCUCCCAGCCUUCACCCAUGGUUGCCACUACUGGGAGGUGAAAGUGGGAGAUGGACUGGAGUGGGCAGUUGGUGUUGCUUCUCCACAACUGCAAAGAAGGGGUGAUGCCUACAUGUUUCGC
Molecule: messenger RNA, 495 nt
Organism: Staurois parvus
Lineage: Eukaryota; Metazoa; Chordata; Amphibia; Anura; Ranidae
Source: the annotation of a GenBank genome assembly